Molecule: messenger RNA, 543 nt
Organism: Drosophila serrata
Lineage: Eukaryota; Metazoa; Arthropoda; Insecta; Diptera; Drosophilidae
Source: RefSeq, a predicted model, not a curated record
AUGCAUAAAAUAUUACAUUUAUUCAUAAUUUCUGGUUAUCUAACAGCAAUCCUUAGCCAUGUAACUUUCACAAAUCUCAAAUGCGGCACAUCGGACAAGGGUUUUUUUGAUUUCGAAAAAUGUUAUAUAAAGGCAGUGAAUCGUUCGCAUAAGUAUAUAGAUAUUUAUGUGAGUUUAAAGAAAGUACCAAUGGACAAUGUCACGAUAAACGUAAAGCUAAUGCGUUACAAUAAUGGCUACAAGCCCUUUUUCGUUGACGUGACUUAUGAUGCGUGUAAAUUUCUGAAGAAUCCCAACAAAAAUCCUAUUGUAAAAAUGUUAUACUAUGCAUAUGUGAACAGCUCCAACCUAAACCAUACCUGUCCUUAUAAUCACGACAUAAUUUUUGAUCAUUUCUGGACUGGAAACUGGGAAACUGAUUUUGAAAAGUAUAUUCCAACCAUAAACGGUGAAUAUGGAAUCUUCAACAAUAUUUUUCAAAAUAGCAUUUUUCGUGGUUAUAUAAAAUUUUACAUACGUAUAUCGGGUAGGCAACAAGACUAG